Molecule: messenger RNA, 415 nt
Organism: Acanthocheilonema viteae
Lineage: Eukaryota; Metazoa; Nematoda; Chromadorea; Rhabditida; Onchocercidae
Source: the annotation of a GenBank genome assembly
GAUUAUCAAAAUCGUCGUUUCGCAACGAAUCAUUGGUAGAGCGAGCGACAGCAGUCUACAAGGAUGGUAAUAAUAGUAAUGAAACGGUUGAAGAUCAACCGUUGGAUCUGAGCUCACGUCGUGCUCUUCAAACAGCUACACAAUGUGCUGUAUCAUCCGCUCAUAACUCUCGGGAUGGAAGACGAUUGCGCGCAUUAAUCAAUGUUAUCUCUGAUAAAUCAUCCAAUUCUCUUUCUAAGGAAGAGGAAAAUAAUUCUGUAAUUAGUCAUGCAAAAAAUACCAUUGGAACAAAAACUAUCCAUCCAUCAAUAAGUAAAAGAAAUUACACUCAAGCGGAUUUGGAUGCUGCUGUAAAGGAUAUCCGAUGUGGCCGUCUUGGAACACGACGAGCCAGCGUGGUUUACGGAAUACCAAG